Messenger RNA from Centropristis striata (black sea bass), 2192 nucleotides. Its product is annotated as glutathione hydrolase 7-like. The record is from RefSeq and is a predicted model, not a curated record. Gene Ontology annotation, molecular function: glutathione gamma-glutamate hydrolase. Gene Ontology annotation, cellular component: plasma membrane. Gene Ontology annotation, biological process: glutathione catabolic process. NCBI's taxonomy places the organism in Eukaryota, Metazoa, Chordata, Actinopteri, Perciformes, Serranidae. The coding region runs from base 135 to 1946 and encodes 603 amino acids. The transcript has 15 exons.
ACAGGAGCUAAUUACACCUGCUGUGUUUGAUUGGAUUGUAAUGCUAAGGGUAGCAUGCUUUUGUUAUGGCCUUUUAUAAUAAAAAGGCCUCUAAAGAACUGUGAUCUUUAAGUCUGUGUGCGAGAACAGUGAGGAUGGAUGUUUCUCCUGAAACCAAACUUAACAAGCAGUCAACAUUCAGUUACAACAGUUUUUCUGGUUCAUCUCGAUUGACUGAUGGCUCGAGUGACUUCACCUGUGACUUGAAUGAAAACCAUGACCUCAAGCAUCUACCAAAAGGCGUCAGUCUGAAACAGCUGGAUUCUGGUAGUCCAGAUUUGUUAGACCGAAGCCCUACCAGGCUCAGACGAGAGACAGACGAGAACUGCUCCAGUCGGGACACACUCACACGUGUCUAUGCUCUGUCUAUCACCUUUGCUGUUGGAGUGACUAUUGCUUUGAGCCUGCAUAUUUACCUGGAGGGAAGUCUGGUGUUUGUAAAAGGUGUGGUAGUGUCAGACCAUGAGCGCUGCACUGCACUCGGCCAGAGAGUCCUUCAAGACCGUGGAUCCAGCGUGGAUGCAGCCAUCACAGCUGCACUGUGUUUGGGGGUUGUGCAUCCACAUGCAUCAGGUGUUGGUGGAGGUGGGGUGAUGCUGGUUCACGAUGUCCAUAAGAAUGAAACCAGGGUGAUUAAUUUUCAGGGAACUGCACCCAAAACCCUUAAAGAGGAAAUGCUGCAAAAUGAUUCAAAACUGAAGGCUGGUCUGCAAGUGGGAGUGCCAGGUCUGCUCAGAGGGUUACACCAUGCUCACAGCUUGUAUGGGAGUCUGUCGUGGGAGGAUGUGGUCACCAGAGCCGCUGCUGUUGCCAAAGAAGGUUUCAAUGUUUCUUUCAGUCUUGCUGAGGCUAUAUUAAAAGUCAAAGGUGAGCAGCUGUCGCAGCGCUUCAGAGACAUGUUCCUCCCAGAUGGUCGAGCUCUGCUGCCUGGUUCUAUACUGAGGAUGUCCAGCCUGGCUGCGGUCCUUGAGGCUGGACUGUCCGACUUCUAUGAUGGGAACAUUUCUCAAGAGAUAGAGGAGGAGGUGAGAACUAAUGGAGGUGUUCUGAGCAGAAAAGACAUCAGCGACUACAGUGUACAAGUGGAGCAGCCAGUGGAAUGCCUGUACAAUGAAUCUAUAAUUCAAGUUCCUCCUCCUCAGUCUGCUGGUGAAGCGUUCAUAUCAGCACUCGACCUUUUGGAGGGUCUAUAUCUCAACAAUCAAACACAUCACUGGGAUACCGAGGCUCUGAAAGUAGCUUUGGCUUUGGCCAGUGGUUUGGGUGACCGUAAAUAUAACUCUUCAGUUGCUGAGCUGUUCUCUGACAUGCUGAGUAAGAGUCAACUAGAAGUGCUCCACCACAGCCUCAAUUCCUCCAAUACCUCUCCACCCGACUCCGCUGUCCACUCCUUACAGACAGGGCCGAUGGCUGGACAAGUAGUGGUCAUGGGGCCAGACGGCCUCGUGGUGUCAUUUGCAAGUUCCUUGAGCACGCCAUUUGGGUGCGGAAUCAUAACACGGUCAGGCGUUAUUCUAAACAGCCUCAUCCUUGACUUCUCCUGGCCAAAUAAAACCAGAGGACACCUCUUUACCAAGCAGAGAGUCCAUCCAGGAAAGAGGCCCUUGUCAUCUCUCAUGCCUACCAUAGUCGUACCAGCAUGGCAUAAAUGUGGGCUCUAUCUGGCACUAAGCAGUUCAGGUGGAACACAAAGUUUGAUCACCCAGGUGUUGAUCAGUGCCCUGUCCAUCCAUAAAGAGAAAAAUGACAGCCUCUCCCUGAGAAGACUCCAACCCCAGCCAAACAGACUUCCUGUUGACUCUGAGUUUCCAGAAGAGAGUGUGCAGUCUGUUGUCCAGGGGAUCCUGAGGAGCAACGAUGUCAUAACAGCCAUCACUUUACCUCGGUUAUCUGAUAGCUUCUUAUAGUUUUAUUGUCCUCGUGAACUUUCUUUUCUGUCUUCCAAGAGCACAUUAUGAUAUGGAAUUAUCUGGAUAAGCUGCACUGUUUAAUGUAAGUUUGUAGUUGUUCUCCAGUGUUUGAUAUUCUCAUGUUGUUGUGAUCCCUGGCCAACAGAGGGCAGUCCUCCAACAAGUAUUUUGUAUUAAAGAGGGCAAUACGGUCUCUUCUUAAGGACUGUUUUAAAGCUGAAUAAAUGAAUAACCUCACCCUAA